Messenger RNA from Aspergillus sclerotioniger CBS 115572, 3621 nucleotides. RefSeq names its product putative leucine permease transcriptional regulator (SAC3). Bases 1 to 3621 code for a protein of 1206 amino acids. The transcript has 6 exons. Gene Ontology annotation, biological process: mRNA export from nucleus. The record is from RefSeq and is a predicted model, not a curated record. Gene Ontology annotation, cellular component: transcription export complex 2; cytoplasm; nucleus. NCBI's taxonomy places the organism in Eukaryota, Fungi, Ascomycota, Eurotiomycetes, Eurotiales, Aspergillaceae.
AUGGCCGGCCCAGUAAACCCCUUUGCCGGCCUCGGCCAGAAAGAUGGGCCAGCCGGUUCAGCAGGACGUGGACGCGGUGGAUCAUCUAAUCGCCCUUUUCAACCCAAACACACGAAUCCGCCCCGCGAUACCAAACCUCGAGGUCGAGGGCGAGGUGCUUCGUCGGCAACAAGAGCCGGACGUGGUCAGGGAAGAGGGGCCGGCCCAGCGAGCAAUACGUGGCGUAAUAAGUCGGCUUCGCAGCCAGGGCCUGUCGGAUCGACUACUUCGCCUUUUGCACAGCCGAAACAGAUGGCCCCUACUGUGUCGCCGUUUGCUAGUCAGGUCUCGAAGCAGAGUUCGCCUUUUACAGGGUUCGGUAAAGCAUCGCCUUCGCCAUUUGCUGCCCCCAGCUCAGAUGGGCCCGGUGGUGCCAACAGCUUCACCGGGUUCCACGGCGUAUCGUCCCCCAAACCGUCGAUUGGAGCAACCGGAUCCAGCAUUCCUGUGGAGGAUAUCUCGCUACUCAGCAGUUAUACCGAGCGCUACGAACAGCUCAAGCUCGACCGGACGAAGCAGCGUGAGAAGGCUAUAAGGGAAGGACAGAUGGCAGAUCCAAAUCAGCCCACGUCUUUGAACCAGGCUAUCACGCCUGUGGGCACUUGUACAAGCAUGUGUCCUGAAUUUGAAAGGGUGGAACGUAUAGUUCAGAAGAUGGUCGACAAAAGUGAAAAGUUCCUGCACCCGGCAACAAAUUCGCUACAAAAUAUGGAAAUGAAGAUGCUCAAACGAUUCAGACGGUCUGCGGCCGGCUAUGACGAACAGCUUCCCUCGGAUAUUCGAACGCCGAACACGCUUCUUCAGACCAUGAAUUACCUGAUACGGCACGUCAUUGAUGGCCCCGAACCUCUCGGGCUCAUUCAUAAAUUCGUAUGGGACCGAACUCGCUCAAUUCGCAACGACUUCUCCGUGCAGCAGCUCACCCAGGAGGAUCAUGUGAAAAUGGCAGUAACAUGCCUAGAGAGGAUUGCUCGAUUCCAUAUUGUGUCCCUGCAUUUGCUAUCGAGCCCCGCGAAUGAUGAGCCAUUCGAUCGCCACCAGGAGCGUGAGCAGUUAAACAACACCAUGCUCUCAUUGAUGUACUACUACGAUGAUAACCGAGGCCGGGUCACGUUCCCAAACGAAGACGAGUUCCGGGCCUACUAUAUCAUCUUCUCCAUCCAUGACCAGCGGCCUGAUCUAGAAGCUCGGGUCCAAAAGUGGCCUGCCGAGCUGAGAAACUCACCGCGCGUCCAAAUAGCGUUGGAACUGUUUGCUGCUGCUGGUAAUACGUGGGAAUACCAGGGUACGCUCGAUUCGAAGCGACCGAACGCGAUAGCACAAGGCUUUUAUGCGCGAUUCUUCAACAUAAUUGACUCGCCAGGUGUAUCAUACCUCAUGGCCUGUGUUGCCGAGAUCUACUUCAAUCAUAUGCGCCAGACCGCCAUUCGUUGUAUCUGGAAAGGAUAUUGUCGUUAUCCUGCUUCCCAACAGCAUAAGAAUGAGGAAUGGACGGUUGAUGAGUUCACCACGGUUCUUUGCUUCGACAAUCAUGAACAGACGGUUCAGUUCUGCGAGGAGCAGGAUUUGAAGUUCUCCGAGAAUGCCAAUGGCGACCUCUAUCUCGACUGGGGCAGCCGUCCCGUUGAAUCAAUUGCCUUUCAGCCGUCGUCGGAUCAUUCAUUUUCGGAGAAGCAUGUUGAGUCGAAGCGGGCAGGGAGAACGCUAGCAGCCAUUAUCCUCGGACUCAACAUCAAAGAAUCUGCAAAUCUUGGAAUGGUCGAUGUAUCUUCUCUGUCCGAGCGCAUUCCUGCGCUGCCCGCUCCCACAAACGAAGACUCGCUUUUCGUGAGCGACGAUGAGAAUGUCUAUAUGUCAUCCAACAUGCAAGUGGCUGAGACCCCGUCGCAAGACGAGAGCCCGCGCGAUUCGCCGGCAUCCGAUUCCAGCCUUCGCAAUGCCUUUGCGGGAUUCUCGCAGCCGGCAGCCUCCACGGAGCCUGAUCGUCCUCCAGCUUUCUCUUUUGCUCCGCUGCCGACUAAUCCACCACCGUCCGAGACAAAGGACCAGACAUUUUCGUCUCUUUUCCCCUCCAGUAGCCCGGCCAGUAUCUAUACAGCUCCUGCAACCGCGGCUCCGAACCCUUUCUCGUCUGUCACAUCGCCAUUUACCCUGUCAAAGAGCCCCCAAGGAGGGGAAAGCUCUACGAUUUCCACUCCUCCGCCGGCUAAUCAGCAACCGACUUCCAUUUUCACCACUACGCCCAAAUCUGUCACGUCCAACAAUAAAGAAACCGCCCCUCUGUUCCCUUCUCCUACGCCCUUCAAGUUUCCGACCGCCUUCCAAUCCAACACGACCUCUACCUCACCACCCAGCACCUCCGAUUUCUCUUUCGAUGCCAAUCCCGGUCAAGCUAAUGUGCCAGCUGCUGGCCAGCCUGCUCCUAGCAUCUUUGCUACUGCUAAGGCACCAUUUACAUCGGGGCCACCCAAAUCCAUCUUUAGUUUUCCCGGACAAAGCACCGGCUCUGCUGAGAGUCCUGCCCAACAACCUCAAGCAGCCCCACAACCUUUUGGGCCAACCCCAAGCCCUGUAGCAUUACUCGGUCCUAAUAGUCAUGCAGAACCGGCUCCUCUGUUCCUCGCACCGGCGCCGAUUGAGCAGUCAGACACGGCGCCUCAAGCACAAGUUGGCAAUUCAGUGUUCCAAGGGAAACAACCUGUUCGCUUAGAUGACCAUGUUGCCCUUCCUGUGGAACACAAAGAACCUCUUGAGCCAUCCGCCGAAAAAGAUCACACACCGCUCCACAGCGGUAAUAUCGCCGCGGAACCUAUACUUUCAUUUGCCCAGAAACCGGGUGCAGUGGAGACUCCCACUGAUGGUAAGAUAUCAAUUCAGCCGGAUGAAGUUGAACCGAAACAAACACCUAUCCUCAUUGAGACUCCUGAUGAGAAGUCAUCUACCGCAUUCGACGAUUCGCGCCGCACUGCGUGGUUAUCGGCGCUGAAGGAAGCUGCUGACAAGCGGCGGGAGAUCGUAUCGACCGGUCGUAAACGAGUCCACGAGGAACCUGAAGAGCACACACGUGUUGAAAGCGGACCAAAGUCGCACAAAUUGCCAAAGGCAGAAGUACAGAUUCCGCAGAAGAAAUCCCUAGCGUCUGCUUCAACAAAGCCUUUGCCGAAACUCCCCAUACUAGAGCGGAUCGAAUCCUUGACCUCUAGGAAGCCAGUCGAACCCAAGCCCGAGGCACCAAAGUCAAUUCAAGUGGACGAGGACGAGCUCCUUCUAUCCGCAGCGCGCAUAGCGGCCGAGUCACUACGCAGCGGACCCAAGCUCCUCGACGGCUGGUCUGCAUCGUACGAACCCCGAAGCUCGUCUUUCAGCCCCGGAGCCAGUCUCUCCCCGUCGGUUGCAUAUUCAAGAAGCCAAUCACCCCAAUCAUAUGUCAACGGAUACGAGGUCUCCCUCGCUCCAGAUAAGGAUCUCGGACUCGGUCGUACAUUAUCUCGAACGGAGCAACGGAUCCGUAUGACAGGAGCCAAGGGAUUGGCGUAUAAACCAUUGGAUUUCACCCCUGACAAGAAACGAAAAUCACGUUAA